CUUUAAGCCCGAUGCCCCCGAACCCGAGUCUCACGUCUCCCAGAUCCUCCACGGCCCCCAUGCAUGUGGACGGCGACGCUGCCGCCAGCGCGAGAGCCGCGCGCGCCAGGCUCAAGGCGCGCACCAGGCGGCUGCAGGCCGUGAUCGCGGGCCACGCGGAGACCACGCCACCAGGCGGGGCCGCGGUGGACCUGGAGGAGUUCCUCCUGCGCGGGGCCGCCGGCUCCCCCUGGGGCGCCUCCCUGCUGCUGCCCGCCGCGGGCUCGCCGCCCGCCGACGGGGAGGGCUUUGCCCUCUGGCUUGGCUCCGCGGACGAUGCCCUGGACCUGCCGGCCCUGCAUCAGCACGGCGUGACGGCCAUCGUCAACAUGGCCCUCGGGGGGUGCGAGGACGUGAGGCGCUUCGUGCGCGCGAGGUACCGCGAUCGCCUCGGCUGCGAGAAGUUCCAGUACCUGGCCGCGGACGCGCUGGACGCGGGAGGCUACCCGAUAUGGAGGUGGUGGAAGGGCGGGGAUACGGUCGGAUUCUUUUGGUUAGCGUGUCGCCCUGAGGGCCGCGCCGUCCUCGUGCACUGCAUGCAGGGCGUGAACCGCUCCGCGGCCGUCGCCGCGGCCUUCAUGGCGCGGCAGGGGCCGAGCCCCACCGGGGGCCCCGGCCUCGGCGUGCUGGGGGCCGUCGACUGGAUCUCGCGGCGCCGCCAGCCGGUGCUGCAGAACGUCGGGUUCCUGAAGCAGCUGCUGGACCACGGCUCGCCAGGCGUGCCCUGGGAGCCGGGCGAGGAGGAGGAGGCGGAGGCGCCGCCGGCGGCGGUGGAAGCCUACCGCGUCGGAGACGUCCUCGAGCGCGGCGCGCCAGGGCCCGGGCCGGCGGCGGCCGCCGCCUCGGCGCCCGCCGCCGCGCCCUGCGAGGGCGGCAGUUGCCGGAACUUGUCCUCGAUCUUGCAGUCCAUGUGCCGGAAGUACGAGGCGCCGGCCCUGCGGGCCGGGACCGCGGCUCGACGGCACGGCCAGGCGCGCGGGCGGCGCAUCCAGACGCCGGUGGCGGAGGGGGCCUUGUGGCCCGGGCGGUGCUCCUCGCUCACGGCCUCGGGCGUCGCGCAACGGCUAGGCAGGUUGUGGGGCGGGCGGCGGGCGGCGGAGAAGGCGCCCUCGCCGCCCCGCUCCCAGUGGCCUGCCAUGUCCUUCUCCGACAGCGGCGGCGCCGCCUUCGCCCCGCCGCCGCGCGCGCCGGGGUGCGCGGACGCCGCGGGAGCGCCGGCGGCCCAGAAGGCCGCCGAGGAGGACUGGUCGCGGCAGUCCACCGGCGUGGAGGAGGACCUCAAGCUGCGUCCACUGGAGCCCGCGGGGGACGGCGGCCGCAAGGACGGCGCCGGGGACGCGAAGCUCCACGCAGCCAUGACGAAUGUAUCCAGCAUCAGCACGCCCAGCACGCCCAGCAUCAGCCCUACGGAGUUCAAGAGUCAGGGAGCCGCAGUUGGCGAGCUGGAGGUGGGUUCCGUCGUCGACAUUGGGCCCAGGCAGUUCCUCAUCACCGGCAUACUGGGGCGCGGCAGUUUCGGCACAGUGUGGUGCGGUGAGUGCUGCGAGGGCAAGGGCAAGGUGGCCGUCAAGUCCGCGCUCUGCUGCUCGCCCGCCGCCCUGCGGGCGGCGGAGGUCGAGGGCGCGCUGCUGCGGGGCCUACAGGGCGACAGCAGGCACUUGCCCGCCCUCGUGGCCAGCAGCACGCCGAGGGCAGGGCCGGGCGCGUGGCACGCGCUGCUGGCCAUGAGCUUGCUGCCCGGCGGGUGCCUGCUCGAGGAGAUGCGGGGCGCGGGGCGGGAGCUCGCCGCCCGCUUCGCAGGGGACGCCGUCGGGCAGGCGAAGGAGGCUUGCAGGAUGGCGGCGGACCUCCUCGAUCAGCUGGCGCCCGCGAUGGCGCAGGUCUCCGCCCUCGCGCUCCACCGCGACGCCCACGCGAGGAGGGCGUCUCUGUUUGUGCGGCCAGUGCCGCCAGGCGAGGGUCGCUGGCCUGACUCGUGGCAGGCGCGGGGCUGGAUGGCCCAGGCGGCUGUCGAGGACCUCGACGGUGGAGACGAGGACCUCUGGGAGGCGCCGGAGGCCGUCGUGCCCGCGCCCGUGAAGGACGGACCCGUGCCGAUCGUCCCACUGGCGGUGGCCCAGGGCAGAUGCUACUGCAGCACGGGCUACACUGCGGGCGGCCUCGAGCAGUGCCGGUUCGCGUGGCGGGCGCUGCGUGUCUCCAGCGCAGAGCCGCCGUCGCGCUUCGUGAAGGCCGAGUUCCUCUUCAGCGACGACGGCUACUGGGACUGGUGGGCCAGCCACCCCGGCCAGCCGAACGCGAUGACGGUGCGCCCGCUCAUCCACGCGUGCUCGGAGAACCCGUGCUCAGUCUUGGAGGGGCCGGGGACGUGCACCGAGCUGAUCCACGUGUCGGACGGGGCGGAGCUCGGCCUCGGGGACCUGCGGGCGCUGUUCGUCGAGUGCCAGGAGACGAACCCCGAGGCGGCUUGGCCAGCAGCAAGCCUCGGGCCGCUGGUCGCCGCCGCCGCCCCCGCGAGGCCCGCUGCGGUGGCCAAAGCGGCGGGCCGCCCACCAGCCGCAGCAGGCCCCCCCAGGGCCCCGCCUGGCGCUGCCCCUUUCGACGACUUCCUGAGCGUGAGAGGCUCGUCGCGCGGGCCUGGCUCAGAGCUGGCCGCAGGCGAGGAGGCAGCUGCCGCGGGCGGCCUGGGAGGCAAGCUCGAGGGUGCUCGCGUGCGCUUCGAGGAGGGGAAGCGUGCUGCUGGCGACGUCAACCUGGACGGCUUCCCCCUCGGCGCAGAGGCGGCUGGCGAGGGGCCUGUGAAGAAGCGGUCGCUCGGAGACCUGCUGGUCGAGCGCGCCGCGAAGCUCAAGAGGGCCGCCUCGGACGCGGCCCCCCGAGGGUCAGGAGACCCCGUGCCCGAUCGGGCGCUGCCGGGAGCUGGUCCGAGUGGCGGCAUGGCGGAGCUGGCGCAGGCGCUCGUGAUGGCCAUCCGCGAGGGCAAGGAGGGUCCCCCUGGCGACGGCGGCGGGGACGGCCUCGGCUCCUCGGACCCCGCGGCGGUGCCGCGCGACCUGGCCACGAAGAGGGCCUUCUGUCGUCGGAUGGCCGCCGCCUCCCCAGGCCGCCUCACGGAGCUGAGCCUGCAGCAGAUGGCGGACUUCCUGGGCUCGCAGGAGGGGGAGGCAGCCGUCGACGCGACGGGCCCGAUCGCGCUGCGGUACCUCCUCACGAUCUACCUGCCGCAGCAUCCGGUGAAGGAGAUCGGCGCGCAGACAUACCGCGAGCUCCGCACCCUCGCGGAGGCGGUGGACCUGCUGAUGCAAGGGAAGGCGGCCCACGCCUGCGACCUGAUCGUCCAGCGCCUGAAGGCGCUGCAGGUGGCAACGACGGAUGGCUCGUGGGCGGCGGCGAAGUGGUUGGAGCUGAUCCCGCCGCGCGACGAGCCCACGGCCAUCCGCAGCGAGGAGGAGGAGCUCAUCCGCAGCAUCCAGCUCGGGGAGAUGAAGCUGGACGAGCUCUCCGCGCGGCUGGCCGAGGGGUCGGCAGCCCCGCCGCCGUGGAAGAUGACCUUCGCGGAGAUGCGGAAGAAGUUUCCGAAGCAGCCGGGGGAGACGAACACCCAGCACCGCCUGCGAGGCGUCGCGGGGCCCCCGCUGGCCACCGCGCUGCAGUGCUGGUCCGACGAGCUCUCCUUCGGCUUCGGCAAGAGCAUCGUCGCGGUCGACCUGGCGGCGCGGCUGGUGGCAGCAGUGCGACGCCACCCAGGCAGCCUUGGCCACUUCGCUCGGUCGUUCAGCAUGCGUGCGGACACAUUUUGUGGGAGCGGAGGGUCCUCGAACAGGAGGGUUCGGGACGCCCUGCCGCUUCCCCUUCCGUCGACCGAGGAGGUGGACCGCUGGCUGGCCCACAGUGCCUUGCCCAAGGCACGCAGGUGCCGCCGCCGCGCCGUGGCGCGGGAGGUCAGCGAGCAGGCGUGGCUGCACUUCAGUGUGGUGGCGCUCAACUACGCGUUCUGCGGCCGCGCGCAGGAAGGCUGGCGCCACAGGCCGACCCUGUCGAAGGCGCAGACGCAGGUCUACGUGCACCUGAAGAGUCGAGCGGCGGCCCUGGCGGAGGACCCGCUGGCCAUGGUCGUGGCCCCCGCGAUCGACGAGCUGGCGGGCGGCUGGGGGUCAGCGUACGAGGGCGAGACGGGCGUGAAGGCCCUCCCCUGCCGGCUCUGCGAGCUGGCCCCUGGGCUGCCCGCGCGGGAGUGCGCUGCCACGCUCGACGCGAUCGACUUCGUUGACGACGAGGUCGGCGCCUGGCUACGCCGCCCCGAGCUGGCGCUCCUCGACCAAUCCGACUGGCCCGACCCGCUGCCGCGGGCCCGCGUGAACGUGGAGACGGAUGCGGACUGGGAGGAGCUGGCGCUGCACCUCGCGUCGCUCGGCAUCUUCACCACGCUCGCGGAGAGCGAGCUGGUCCGCGUGAGGGGCGAGCCCGUGCUGAACGGCCUGUUCGCGGUGGAGAAGAAGGGCACUCCAGCGCCUGGCGCCACGCGGGUCACCAGGCUCAUCCUCAACAUGGUGCCAGGCAACUCGCUCCUGAAGGCCCACGUGGGCGAGGCGGCGCUGCUCGCGGCCUCGACGUCCUGGACGUCGGUCGUGAUCCCCGAGGGGGAGCUGCUGCUGUGGUCGGGCGACGACCAGAAGGGGGCCUUCUUCGUGUGGCGGGUCCCGCCCGCGUGGCACCCCUACAUGGCCGUGGGGCGGCCGCUCGCGGGCGAGCUGUUUGGUCGCUCGGAGCCCGUCGUCUACGUGACCUCGGCUGUCAUCGCCAUGGGCUGGUCGCUCGCGGUGCCCGUUUUCCAGCACAUCCACCGACGACUGUGCCGCCUGGCGCCGCCCCUCGGGGCGGGGCUUCCCUCGGACGGGGAGUGGCGCAAGGAUUGCGCGCGGCCCCUGGUCGAGGCAGGCAGCGGCCAGGACGCUGGCUUGUGGCAGGUUUACAUCGACGACUUCGAUGCGCCGGAGAUCGUCGAGGAGGUUCUGGCCCGCAAGCUCGCGGGGGCCCCGAGCGACCUCCAACUGCAGGUCCGCGCCAGCUACGAGAAGGCAAGCGUCUCCUUCUCGGCCGAGAAGGCGCACUGCAGGCAGCUGAGGGUCGAGCGCAUGGGCGCGGACGUCGACGGCGUCAGCGGGCGCCUCGCGGUCCCCGCUGCCAAGGCGCUGGCCACUGCGGGCCUCUGCUUGGCCGCGGUGCAGCGGCGUCUGGUCCCGUGGCGCGUGGCCAUGGCGGCCCUCGGCAAGCUCGUGAGGGCCUUCGAGUUCAGGCGGCCGCUUUUCGGGGUCCUGAACUCCGUCUGGACGCUGGCUGCGUCCUCAGCGCAGGGGGCUUACCUGGACGCAGAGAUGGUGGAAGAGCUCCUCAUGGGCGUGAUGGUCCUGCCGCUGGCCGCCUCCUCGCUGCGGGCGCGCAUCGACGGCAUGGUCACGUCCUCGGACGCGUCGGAGAUGGGCGGCGGCGUGUGCACGUCAGCUGGCCUGCGCGAGGACGUCGCCGCCGCCUUGCAGGUGCCGAGGACGGUCCCCGACCAGCUGGGGAUAGGGGCCAGGCUCCUCAACAUGCCCGAGGACCCCGCCCGACCGUGGGCGGCAGCCAACCCACGCGUCCCCGCCAGGGCAGUCCGCAGGGUGCUGUCGGUGUUGCUCAUCGGCCUGUUCGACGGCAUCGGAGGCCUCGCCGUCGCCUUCUCGAGGCUGCCCGUCCGCAUCGCGGCCUUCGUCGCGGCCGAGACGGACGCCAAGGCGAGGCGCGUUGUCAGACUCCGCUGGCCAGGUGUCAUCGACUGGGGCGACGUCACCCGUGUGGGCAGCGAGACGGUGCGGGAUUUGUUCGAGGCGUUCGGCGGCCUCGUCGACCUGGUGGUGGUCGCAGCGGGCAGCCCCUGCCAGGACCUCUCACGCCUCAACGUCGGCGGGCGCGGCCUCAGCGGCAGGAAGUCCUCGCUGUUCCACGAGGUGCCACGCAUCCUGGCUCUCCUCGCCGCCGUCUUCAAGGACAGGCUCGUUUGGUUCGUGGAGAACGUGGCCAGCAUGUCCGACGCCAACGUGGAGCUGAUCUUGGAGGCGCUGCAGGUGAGGCCGACGCUGGUGUGCUCGUCGGUGUUCGUGCCGUGUCGCAGGCCGCGCCUGUUCUGGACGAGCUGGGGCGUCACCGCAUCGGCGCCUCUUCGGCUGACCGACCGCGGGGUCUACGACGAGCUUGUGGGCCCUGGCGUCCCGCUCAUGGACCUCGCGUGGGAGGACGAGGGCUGCUCUUGGCCAGGGAGACCAAGGUGCUUCCCCACGCUCGUCUGCUGCAGGCCUCAGCCCUCCUUCCCCUCUGCCCCGCGUGGCUUCGCGGCUGCGUCGGAGACGGCUCGUCAAAGGUGGGCUGCGGACGGGCACAGGUAUCAUGUGGCUUUAUACGAGGACAAAAACAUGAUCUGCAUCCCCUCGUUCCCUUUCCUGCGCCUCCCCACCAGCGAGGAGAGGGAGCGGCUCCUUGGCUUUGAUGUGGGGUACACCUCCCUAGCCACCAAGGGCUCGAACCCUCAGGGCGCCUCCGACGCCAGGGCCUUCCUCCUCGGCAACAGCUUCAGUAUCCACGUCGUGGCAUGGCUGCGCCAGCAGCUCCUGCACCGCCGCGGCGCGCUGAACAGGGAGCUGUCGAUAGAGGAGGUGUCCCCCGUCCGCGUGUGCCGGGCGACGCGGGACCAGGCGGGGGCCUUCGUCACGGAGCCAGGAGAGCGGGACACCGCGGAGGCGAGGCAGCUGGUCCUGCAUUACCUCAGCCGCGCGGAGAAGGGCGGGUCGGACGUCAGGCUGGACUACGGCGCCCCCUACCGCCCGCGAGGUUGGCCGAGGACGAGCCUGGGCCCGUUCGUGUGGAAGUGGCGCGUGGUGGUCAGCAUGGCGUGGCCUGGCCGGAGCUCCACCCACAUAAACGUGAGAGAGUUGCAGGCAGCCACGGCGGCGAUCAGGUGGCGCGCCCGCAAGGUCGCGCAGCACGGGAGCAGGUUCUUGCACCUCGUCGACAGCCAGGUGGUCGCGGCCAUCGUGACGAAGGGCCGCAGCAGCAGCAGGAAGUUGCAGCCCAUCCUGAGGCGCUGGAUGGCCGUCGUCGUGGCGGCCGACAUGUACCCACUGAUCGGCUACGUGGUCUCAGAGGACAACCCUGCGGACGAGCCGUCGAGGCCCGCUCCCGUGAGACGCCGCGGGACGCGCUGCCAGACUCUCUCUUCCCUGAGGGUGUCAGCGGAGACGCGGCGGCGCUACGGGCGGGCCCUGCGCGCGCUGCUGGCCCACUUUGGGGCCGAGCAGGCGGGGGCGGACGCCUUGCGCGGCGACCCCGAGGACGCAGACGCCCUCGUCGCGGAGUACCUCGAAGGCCUGUGGGCCUCUGGUGCGGGCAUCGCGGCCGCCAACAGCACGCUGGCGGGGGUGUGCUUCGCGGUGCCUCGUCUGCGGCGACACCUCGACCUGAGCUGGACUCUCCUCAAGGCAUGGAGGCAUCAUGAGCCAGCGUCCAGGGUGCUGCCGCUCACGACCGAGGCCGUCGCGGCCAUGGCAGGUUUCGCGUGCGCUGCAGGUGCUUUCGACGUGGCCGCCCUUCUUCUCGUCGGCUUCGAGGGCAUGCUCCGAGGCGCAGAGGUGUUUGCCCUGACGGCGGGCGACAUCGUCGACCGCGGCGAGCUGUUCAUAGUCCGCAUCAGCUCGUCCAAGACCACGGCGGGCAAGGACUGCGCGGAGGCAGUCGUCGUCCGCAGCAGGAUGGCCGUGGCGCUCCUGCGGAUUGCAGACUCAGUGCGCGCCCAGCCCGGGAGCGAGGCAGCCCGCGCCGUUGCGCGGGGACUGCGGCUCCUGCAGCUGGCCACU
Prorocentrum cordatum is the source of this 7922-nucleotide messenger RNA. The record is from the annotation of a GenBank genome assembly. Lineage: Eukaryota; Dinophyceae; Prorocentrales; Prorocentraceae.